Molecule: messenger RNA, 2551 nt
Organism: Eutrema salsugineum
Lineage: Eukaryota; Viridiplantae; Streptophyta; Magnoliopsida; Brassicales; Brassicaceae
Product: protein ACCUMULATION AND REPLICATION OF CHLOROPLASTS 3
Exons: 15
Coding region: 173-2383 (736 amino acids)
Biological process (GO): chloroplast fission
Cellular component (GO): extrinsic component of plastid membrane; chloroplast outer membrane; cytosol
Molecular function (GO): GTP binding
Source: RefSeq, a predicted model, not a curated record
UAUUUUCUUCCUUCGUCGCCUCUGCUUCUCUCCUUAAGAAUUAUCGGGAGAACUUCAGACAUGCUCUGCUCCGAUCUUCUACCUUGUCCGAAAAUCUCUUCUAUCAUCGAUUUUAUAUGACUUGAUUUUCUUGUCUAUUCUAAGUAAUUCCGUAGGAGCAAGGCCGGUUUCUAUGGAGCUUCCCGUUUUCUCCACUCUCCGAGUACCAUUGUUCUCUCGUUUAGCUCUCAUUCCUGCUUUUGGCAUUCCAUUUUCUUCCCUUGGAGUUUCCGUUGGUGCUGCGUCUCGAUUGAAAUGCACCGCUCGAAAGGCGCGUCGGAUUUGCGUGAUGUGCUUGGUGAGAGAUUCGACUCCGAUGGAGACGCCGUGCGAGAGAGAUGAUGGGUCUGAGUUCAUUGAGGUCGUUGUUAUCGGUAGUCGCAAGGAGUCUAUCAUAGAUUCCUGUUUGGAUUCUCCUUUUCCUUCUCUUCCUCUCCGAUUUUGGAGUAUUAGCUCUGGAGAUUUAGUCUUACAGCAGAGGCUUACUCACGAAGAUAAUGUUUCCAAGACCAUGAAUCCAAUUGAGCUGAUACAAUCACGUCCAAGGACCUUCAUCCUUGUGGUUAGUGCUGGAUAUGGUUCUGACCAGGUUGAAGCUAUCAAUAUUCUUAGUGCAGUAAGAUCUAGGGGUAGCUUAGCUGUUGCUGUGCUAUUAAAGCCUUUCAGCUUUGAAGGGCGAAGGCGUCUAGAAGAGGUUAACGAAUUAGCUAAGAAACUGCAGCAACACACUAGUUUCUGUAUAGAUAUCGACAUAGAGAUUUUACUACAGAAGGAUUUGGUAACUUUGGACGAGGCGCUGAAAAAUGCAAACAAUGCUGUUUCGAUGGCAAUAAAUGCAGCCUCUGCUCUGAUAAGUGGGGUGCAUGGAAACUUUAUCGACGUGAUGCAUAAAGAUCUUAUAGAACUCGAAGGUUCAGAAGUUACAACGAUACUAGAAAGCUACAAAGAGGCAAAGGUUGGUUUUGGAGUUGGUGACAACCUUAAGACUUCUAUUUUACGAGCUAUAUACGACUGCCCUUUCUUUCGCCCUGGUAAAAAGGAUCUAAACGCUAUUAUAUGCAUUGUGGCUACUUCGGUAGCUCUUCAGAAGAAGGAUGUGAAAACAAUUCUCCGUACUUUUCGCCAGACAAUGGAGUACACUGGAGAUAUCAUAAUAUCUGUUGUUCAUGAACCUGAUCUGGAGCCUAAAGUCCUCGUCACAACUUUUUUUAUUCUAAGUUGUUCAGAAGAGGAAACUUCCAGCAAAGGCAACAUUUUUUCUGGUCUUUUUCCUUUUGUUUUGAAUAUCUUCAAGAGAUAUCGUUCACAGCUCCAAAACGAAACAAAUAGUGGACUUGGAGAUGCGCCAGUUGCAGUGGAAGAUUCAGCAGACACUACUUAUGUAAAAAGUCCCAGUCAGAGCGUUGAAGGAUUUGAAAGUGACAAUGAAGACAUCUUGGGAGUUUCGGAGAAUGGUGAUGAUGAAUACCCAGUAAAAGAGGGGGGACCAUCCAGAAACAGUCGUCUGGAUCUUGGAGAUGAAAAUUUAGAAGAUUACGGUGCUAUCCAGAGGGAGCCAAUUGCUAACUGGAGUGUGGAUCCAGGAUAUCAGAUUGAACAAAAAUGGCCAGCUGAUUCUGGAGACACCACAGUGCUUAGUCUGGGUAUUGUCAACCUUCCUGUUGGUGUGAGGCCUUCAAAGAAUCUGAACAGUAGUCUCAGUGUCGCCAGUCAACUCUCCAGGAAGGUGGAUUCCAGAGAUGAUUCAUUUUUCAACCCUAGUAGCUCGACAAAAGACUCUAUUGAUGCUGCAUCGACCUUGCUAUCAGAGAAGUAUGCUGAUUUUACAAAGCAAAGAAAUCUAUCUGCUCGAGCAGCGUCUAUGCUGGAAGCUGAAAGAGAUUCAUCAAAAAAAUGGAGUCCGAUUCUAGAGAUGCAGUACAGAGGAGGACUGUUCAAGGGAAGAUGCCAAGGAGGCCUUCCCGAAGGAAAGCAGGGUCGUUUGGUACUAGGAGAUGGAAGCAUAUAUGAUGGAAUGUGGCACAACGGUAAAAGAUCUGGUCUUGGAACAUUCUACUUCAAGAAUGGAGACGUGUUCCAAGGUACAUGGAGAGAAGAUUUGAUUCACGGAAAGGGCUGGUUUUAUUUCCAUAAAGGUGAUCGAUGGUUUGCAAAUUUCUGGAAGGGAAAAGCCAGCGGCGAAGGAAGGUUCUAUUCAAAGUCCGGUGAGAUAUUCUUUGGGCAUUUCAAAGAUGGAUGGCGACAAGGCCAGUUCCUCUGUAUAGAUGUGGAUGGAACAAGAUACUCUGAAACUUGGGACGACGGUGUUCUUAUUGACCGGAAACAAGUGGACGCCGGAGAUUGAUAACGUCCGGCACCUUGAAAUAUGUUGUUAUUUGUAUAGUGCAGAUCGACUUUUUGUCUUUUCUCAGGUUAUUAUAACGAAACUAAGUUGAUAAAAGCAUUUCUUUGACUUAACUUUAUCUGUUCUUUUGUUGAUUAGAUGUUAAAAAGAAACGAAUCCAAUUCCAAA